This is a messenger RNA of Ictalurus furcatus (blue catfish), 2186 nucleotides long. Its product is annotated as opioid growth factor receptor-like protein 1. Gene Ontology annotation, molecular function: opioid growth factor receptor activity. Gene Ontology annotation, cellular component: membrane. NCBI's taxonomy places the organism in Eukaryota, Metazoa, Chordata, Actinopteri, Siluriformes, Ictaluridae. The record is from RefSeq and is a predicted model, not a curated record. Bases 74 to 961 code for a protein of 295 amino acids. The transcript has 8 exons.
UGUCCUCUUUUCUUACUCGUUGCUUGUCUUUUCGGCUCUGUGUAGUAUAUCUUGAUAUUCUGUGAGACAAGGCAUGCUUAUGGGUAACUCAGAAAACACUUUAAGUGAUUAUGACUCGACAUGGGAAGAUGAAGAUGUGUGUGAGGACACUAAAGAGUUCUCUAAACAGUGGCCAUGGUGUGAGAAAAGAAACCUACAUGCUGCAGAAGAUAUGCAAAACUACAGACGCGAGUGUCGGAGCCAACUUGAUGAUGUGAAAGGUCAAGAUGUAGACAAUGAUGAAGACUUGCCAAAUCUGUGGUUUUACCAAAAUAAGAUCCCUUUCGACGCUGAUGGCGUGUGCAUUGAGGAUUUUCACAUGUGCUGGUUUGGUGAUUACAAGAAGUUGGAACAUGUGCACUCCUACAUUCAAUGGCUAUUUCCGACUCAGGAGAAUGGAAUGAAUGCGUCAUCUGUGCAAAACCUGUCACAUGUGCUUAGCCCAAAAGCAAUCAAGCUGUUCCAUAGGGAUGAGGUGAUGAAGAAAAGAUUGUUGACAUCUUACAAGCUCAUGUUGGACUUCUAUGGCAUAGAACUUGUCAGCGAGGAAACCGGAGAGGUGAGACGUUCAGUAAACUGGAAAGAGCGAUUUGCAAACCUAAACAGAAACACACACAACAAUCUUCGCAUUACCCGCAUUUUGAAGUGUCUGGGAUUACUGGGGUUCCAUCACUAUCAAGCACCACUGGUUCACUUCUUCCUUGUGGAGACUCUGGUGAAUGGUACACUUCCCCAAGUAAAACAGAGCGUUCUGGACUACUUUAUGUUCGCAGUAGUGGACAAGUCUAAAAGAAAAGAGUUGAUCAAAUUUGCCUUGUGUUAUUUCAAGCCAAAAGAGAAAUUUGUGUGGUGUCCUACAAGGAUUCGAAUUCAUUUUUUGAAGGAGGUCGAGCGUGCAGAGAAACAAACCGAGCGCUAUUAAAAGUGAAGUGGAACACAGGCUAGGGAUUGAGGGAACAGCAAGUAAUUCAACUGUUCAAAAGGUUUAGAAUGUAUACAACAGAGAUGAACUUUAAACGUGCUAUAGAAAAAUCCACAGAUAAGAACAGUAGUAAAGAUACUCACAGGCCAGUGCAUCAAAAUGGUAGCUUCCAACAAACCUUUUAAUUUACUGUCAGUCUAACAAAGAUGCUCAGUCUAAAUGUGGUCACACAUCACAUCCUGCUAAAAAUGUACACACUGAAAAUGUACAAUAAUUAUCAAACUACCAGUGAAAACAGCCAGCAGAUUCCAACUGGGGGGAAUGAGCACCAAAAGCAAGAGGAUGAAAUGCAAAAUCACCAAAAAAAAAAAAAAAAAAAAAAAAAAAAAGCCACAGCUGAAGCAAAUACCAAUGAACCGGUGUAAGACAGGAAAGACGAUCCACUACAUCACAUUAAGACAAACUGAAGAUAUGUCUACAAUCAUGGAGCCGUAAAGAAAUAAAGGCUAAAUUAUGAUGAAUAUUCAAACAAACAUCUAAACAUAAAGUUACUCUCAGAGAGCAGUAUAUGAAAAUCUGUUUGUCAAAAAAGACGUAUUGGGUUUUCUUGGGGUAGUUGGGUUUGUGAGAGAUGGAGGAACUGGAAAAAAAGAGUAAAAUAUCCAAACUGUGAUGUACAAUAUACACAAGAAUUAACAUUUUUUAAAAUAUAUUUUUAUUGUUGGUUGACCAACAUUUUAAAAGGAUCAUGUUUUAUUAUGGUACAGAUUAAAAACAUGACUCUGCUCAUUUUUGACUUGUUUAUGCUCAUGCUGCUAUGUGUUAAUGAAAAACUCAAUUCUAGCCAAUUAGAAAAAGAAUGUUUAUCUUUUCAUUACCAGAAUAGCUAGUUUAUAUUGAUUUUAGGUAGAGCAGAUCCUCUGAACUAGCUUAAGCUAAUCAUCAGAAACAAUAAGUCUAUGAAAUUUAAUAUGCCAUGAAAAUAUGCUUUAAACUAAGAAAAUACAUGGCGUAUGCAAUAUGCUGAUCAAAGUUCACCUGGAUGCUGCAACAGAACCCCAUACGUUGUUUUUGUUUGCUUUUAGAUUUAAAAAGAAGUAAUUGUUAGCCACAUCAUACAAGCACUUAUAAACAAGUCUGUAAACUAAUACUGAUUACCCAGUAUGGAUGUAUGAAUAAUUAUAAAUAAAGUUAACAUUCUGCACUUUAAUUCCAAAGUUAAUAA